Molecule: messenger RNA, 1509 nt
Organism: Haliotis rufescens (red abalone)
Lineage: Eukaryota; Metazoa; Mollusca; Gastropoda; Lepetellida; Haliotidae
Product: leucine-rich repeat-containing protein 15-like
Exons: 2
Coding region: 128-1171 (347 amino acids)
Cellular component (GO): membrane
Source: RefSeq, a predicted model, not a curated record
UCGUAAACAGGAAGUUGUCCCAGACGUCACUGUCUUGUAUUGCGUCGCGUCUGUGUUUAAAUACCAGCCCCAUUGCAGGAGCGGGUGUUGAGCCGAGAUAGUGACAGCCCAGAUAGUGUCAGCCAAGAUGGGUGCACGUAUCCUGCUAUUUGCCCUCUGGGGAUUAACAACAGUUGCAGCACAGGGCUGCCCCUCCGGAUGUGUGUGUCCAAGAGUUGGUCACGUGUCUUGUACAGGGCUCUCCUCCUUCCCAGAAACCUUCCCCCCAUCAACGGAAGUAGUCACCAUUUAUCAAUCUUCCUUACCGGAGAUACCACCGGAUUCGUUCAAGGGUCUGCCUCGCCUUAACAUGGUCUCACUGUACAAGAACACGAUUCAGAAAAUAAGAAACUGCGCCUUUAAAAACUUGAUGAAGAUGAAGUCAUUAUCUAUCUACCAAUCGAACAUUGAUACGAUUGAAUCCGGAGCAUUUUCUAACAUGACGUUCGUAAGUCGAGGAAUGUUAUCUUUGUACAGCCUUACUAUUGGAGCCAUCCAGCCAUACGCCUUUUCUUCAAUAUCGGAUUCCCGUAUCAGUAUUUACAGUGCCAAUAUUACAACCAUGGGAUCAUUCUCUUUCCACAAAAUAGCGGCAAAGUCCUUCUCGCUGUAUUUGGCAAACAUUGGCCACGUGGACACCUCAGCGUUUGCAGAAUUCAAUGAAACCAAAUCGGCCAGUAUUUAUUCGUGUUACAUUGCAAAUCUUCACUGCAAUACGUUGAACGUCCUUCAGUCAGAAGUCGGUAAUUACUUCUCAUUCUACCAGCUAGACUUUAACUGCAGUUGUGAGCUAGCAUGGUUGUUUGAGGCUGCGCAGGACAACCCCUACUUCGCCAAUUCACUGAACCGAAACCGCUGCCACAACAGUUCAUCCUUGUUUCCUGGCAGAAGUUUAAGAACUCUAAACGCAACGCUUCUGUGCCCGACGGGAAGUGCCACGUCUGAGUGCUUGGUGCCGGAAGUUGCCUUUCCAUCCCAGUGUCCGUUGCCUGGCUCUCCAACCGAGUCUCCAUUGCCUGGCAACGGAGACGGUGGUAAUGGUGGUAAUGGUGGUAGUGGCCACGCCGCGUAUGUCCUCGUGGUGUUGACCCUUGUGACCAUUCCGUUCAUGACGAAUCAUCUGAAUGACUAACCCUGUGAAUGAAUGUGACCUACAUGUAUGUAACGUGUAUACACUGGAUGUCCGUCUCUGACGAGCACUACACUGCACAUCCCUCGCGAGUCUUCUCAUACAGUGAUUUAUAUACACAUCGGAUUUAUCUUUACACUUACACAUGGAACAUUCACUUACUACCUUACUUUAAAGGUUUUUGCAAAACUUAAUAUGUUGAAAGUUGUACAUUGGUAGCCAGACAAAUACCCAGGUGGCUGUUAAGGCCCUCACAAUUCGGAGCAAGAUGAAGCAGAUUUUAUGAUAUUGUCCAUACCUUUUUUCGCAGGGUUAUUUAAUAAACAAACAUACUGCUACAA